AUGCUGCAAAGAGAAAACAAAGCUUCUAACUUUGUACUUAUUAGUUUGCUUGACUUAGAAAACGGUCAGAUGUGUGCCCCAAUUAAACGAGGCAGUUUUCAAAAUUCUGAAGUUUGUCUUGGCAACAUUCAAACUAAUUGUGAUCUUAGAAUACACAGCAUUGGAUGUGUUUUAUGUGAAUACAACAGUAUUGAGAAUGCGGAACUGACCUGUAAAUGUGGGAUGAAUGCUAAAAAGUGA
This is a messenger RNA of Cetraspora pellucida, 240 nucleotides long. NCBI's taxonomy places the organism in Eukaryota, Fungi, Glomeromycota, Glomeromycetes, Diversisporales, Gigasporaceae. The record is from the annotation of a GenBank genome assembly.